CCGCCCGGAGACGGCACGUGCGCUCGGGGGUGGGAGGUUUCCGGGCCGGGCCAUGGACACCCCGCGGAGGCGCAGCCGGCGGCUGGGCGGCCUGAAGGCCGAGCCUCCCGGGAGCCCCGCCGCGGUUCUGCGGGCGAGACGAGCGCUUGCGGAGUUCGAGUCGGACCGGGAGGAACCGAGGGAGCCCGCGUCUCCUCGGCGUGUGCGGCCGCCCGGCCUGGAGUCCCCCCGACGUCAGCCGGAGACACGCCCGGGAUCGCCCAGUCUGGGGUCCCCCCGGAGGGAGCCGGGCCCGGGGUCCCCCCAGGGUCAGCAAGAUCCAGGCCCGGGGUCCCCCCGGAGGGAGCCGGCGUCGAGUCCUGAGCGCCCCCGACGUGAGCCCCAGCCAGGAGGGGCGUCCCCGCAGGCCUUCCGGAGCCGAGGAGAACCGGGCGCGGAGCUGGCCCCGAGUGCGGAGGAGCUGGCCCGGCGGUCCCCCCGACACCAGCCGCCGGGCCCUGGGUCACCAGAACCUCACCCCGGACAGCCAGCGCCGGGCCCGGAGCCCUCGCCGCCGCCGCAGGAGCGGACCCCCCCGCCACCCGGCUCGGCCCGGGGCCCGCAGCUGCCGAGCCAGCCCCCUCCGGCCCGGGAGCCGGUGAGAGACGGCCUUUGGCCAAAGAAGCGAAAGGGGUCUCCACCCCGGGCCCCGGCGCCCAAGAAGCUGGAGGAGGAGGUGGCGGUUCCGUUAAUCCCGAAGGGAAAGCCCAAGUCGGGGCGGGUGUGGAAGGACCGCGCCAAGAAGAGGUUCUCCCAGAUGGUGCAGGACAAGCCCCUGCGCACCUCCUGGCAGCGGAAGAUGAAGGAGCGGCAGGAGCGGAAGCUGGCCAGGGACUUCGCGCGGCACCUGGAGGAGGAGAAGGAGCGGCGCCGGCAGGAGAAGCAGCAGCGCCGCGCCGAGAACCUGAAACGCCGCCUGGAGAACGAGCGCAAGGCCGAGGUCGUCCAAGUGAUCCGAAACCCCGCCAAGCUCAAGCGGGCGAAGAAGAAGCAGCUGCGCUCCAUCCAGAAGCGGGACACGCUGGCCCUGCUGCAGCCGCCGCCCCGGCCGCCCGCCCAGGUCUGAGUGGGACAGCCGAGGCCUGGAGCCGAGCUCGCCCCUCACUGCCUCUGCUGGGCCCGCACGCCCACUCUGCCUCCAUGAGAGGGACCCCGCGCCGGAUGGGACAGCCCAGAGGGAGCCGGGCCCUGGCAGAGGUUAGGGGCUGGGCGGGGGAUCAGCCCCGCCCCCCGCUCCUUCCCCAAGUGCCUUCAAGCCCAGGAGAGCCCGCUCUUCUGCCUCCUGAGGGGGCUGGUGCCUGACUCCCCACAUGUGCAUGUUCUGUCUCGAGGUCCCGGCCCCCCAGACCAGGAGGCCGGCAGGGAGAGCCCAGCUCCCAUCCCUCCCCAAGCUGCUCUGGGCACCUCUGCACCCACUGACCCCACUGAGCCCAGCCCCACCCACUUCCAACACUGAAAGGUGAACAUGGGAGGUUGCAGGGUUCCCCUCCAGCCCCCUCCUGUACCAACCUCCACAGAAGCCCCAAAGAUGUGCCGAACUCA
Molecule: messenger RNA, 1581 nt
Organism: Eptesicus fuscus (big brown bat)
Lineage: Eukaryota; Metazoa; Chordata; Mammalia; Chiroptera; Vespertilionidae
Gene: CCDC86
Product: coiled-coil domain containing 86
Exons: 4
Coding region: 53-1105 (350 amino acids)
Cellular component (GO): nucleolus
Source: RefSeq, a predicted model, not a curated record